CGUUACACUCCAGGCAUUAAAUGUAGCCCCUACACAACUUCACCCAAAUAGUUGGACGUUUAUCCGAGGGUUCGAGAUUUUGUGCUCGGGUCUAGGCAUUAUUCCGACUUUAGAUAAGUUUUUCUACUUUUUUGAAUCUCGAGUGAGCAAGCGUACUGGUUGGGUGUCUGUUGGUGGAGUAAAUGGACGAGGGCUUUUGACACUGUUUCAAUCGUCCUAUAAGGACUUUAAAAAGUCAUUUUUCUGACUUCGGUGUACCCCUGGGAAUGAAAAUGUGCUUGACGGUUUCCCUCUGUACUGGAACCGGCGAACGGUAACUUAUGGUGGUCUAUCAUUCGAGAAGGUCGCCGAAGAAGAUCAAAAGGACGUUAAAAAUCUUGAGGAGCUUCAAACGAUUUUCAACACCACUAGGCUUCUAGACUUAGAAAAUAGGCCCCGUGAAUUGAGAAUCUAUAUAGAAAAGAUGGCGAGCUUGAGCAAUCGUGAGAUGAGGAAAUUAUGGAAGCAACAAGAAGCUUCCAAAGUUGUGGAGGUAGCAACGGUCGGUGAAAAGGCGAGUGAUGCCGGGGCUCCCCCCAAGAAGGGUGUCGUUGCCAAGAGUCCUCACAAGCGUCGCCGGGCGAUCGAGAACCCCGUCACCCUGGUGAAUCUGGAGACUGAGGUCGGGGGAGAGGAGCUUGAAAAAGACGUCGAGGUCCAAUCAGCUGAGCGGACACUGAGUAUGUGCAUUGGGGACAACUGGGAACCCCUUGACCAUGGUACUGACCAAGGGAAAACUUUGUCCUUCUAGGACGAAAAGUUUAACCAUUCGUCUCACAUCCGCAACACCGAUUUGCUUGAGGGCGAUAAGGAGGACUUAGAAAAAAUGAGCCCCUUUUCGAUUGCAAAGGGGGUUGAGUCCCUGACUAAUCGUCUCUCCGCUUUGUCUCUUAUCAAUGAAGAUAAAAUUCGCGGAAUGGCUCGAGAGAUCAAGCUGCAGGGAAAGAAGAUCAAUUCCCUCGAAGAGGCCGUGAAGAAGGGUAAGGCGGAUCUUCAGUGGGUGAAUUUCGAGCGAGAUAAGCUUCUUGAAGGUCGGCAUGCCUUUGAUAAUGAGAGGAAAACUUGGGCCUCCGAGAGAUCCAACUUCGAGAAGGAGCUUGAGGAGAUCAAGUUAGCCCGAGACAAAAGCGUGGAUGCGGCUCAAGUCUUCGAGGGAGAGUUAACCUUGGUGAAGGCCGAGGUUGAGAGGCUACAGGCUGACCUUCAUGCGGUAAAGAUGGAUGCAUUGAAGAAGUUUAUGCAAGGUUUCGACGCUGCCAAGAGUCAAGUAAAUCUUCUUCAUGCUGAUAUUGACCUUGAAGGUAUUGGCUACUUCAAGGAGAUCGUGGAUGGCGAACUCGUGGAUCCCCCCGAGGAUGAUUGAGUCUUUGGAUGUUGCAUGUUUCUUUUAACUCUUCAUUGUUCUCACUUGCUUCAAGGACUAUUGUAGACUUUC
Molecule: messenger RNA, 1474 nt
Organism: Cajanus cajan (pigeon pea)
Lineage: Eukaryota; Viridiplantae; Streptophyta; Magnoliopsida; Fabales; Fabaceae
Source: RefSeq, a predicted model, not a curated record